Molecule: messenger RNA, 1252 nt
Organism: Cloeon dipterum
Lineage: Eukaryota; Metazoa; Arthropoda; Insecta; Ephemeroptera; Baetidae
Product: protein yellow-like
Exons: 4
Coding region: 1-1080 (359 amino acids)
Source: RefSeq, a predicted model, not a curated record
AUGACUUCGUAUUUCGUCGCCGCUUCCUUGCUCGGUCUUUCAUCGCUGGCCAUUGCCGCCAACUUCACUCAGGUCUUUGAGUGCAAUGAAUUGGACUACGAGUGGCCGUCAGAUCCGAAAAGGGCACAGGCCUUGCAAGAUGGAACUUUCAAGCCAGAGGAAUUUUAUCCUGGUUACAUGGCUGUCUACGGAGAAAGGAUCUUCCUCAGCCUCGAGAAAUUUGAUGGCGUUCCGGUGACUCUGGUGACUAUGCCGACGAGCAGUGCGUCCUCCGCACCCCCGAAGCUCACCCCUUUCCCCUCGUGGGACAUGUAUCUUAACGAAUCUGGAAACUGCAGCAAGAUCGAGCGGCCAGUUGGGCUGCAAGUGGACUCCGUCGGCAGGCUGUGGGUGCUCGAAGAGCGCAAAUUCCGUUGCGGUGCCAAAUUAUGGAUUUUCGACGUAAACGACAACAAAACCGAACUCAUUCAUCAAUUUCCAAUUCACGACACCAUUCACGACUUGGUGAUCGACGAAACGGCCAACGAAACCUUUGCCUACAUCACGCGGUGGAUUGAAAAGCACAUUCUCGUGUUUAGUUUGGAGAGAAAUGAGUCUUGGAUCGUGGACACGCCAGGAAUCAACGUUUUUUCCAUCGCCAAGGAUCUGGAACCGAGACGGCUCUACCUCAGCAACCACCGAUCCAAUGAACUGUAUUCAAUUCCCAUUGCCACCCUCCGCAAAGGAACUCAAACUGCAAAUCCAAGACUCAUCGGAAACUGGACCGAAAUUAGUGCGUAUAGGAUGCUGAUGGACAACCGCGGGACCUUGUACGCCGCCUUUUUAUACGAGAAUUUCACUUCCUCUUGGAACACUUCGCAGCCAUUUCAGGAGGAACGUUUUUAUCAAGUCGCUGGAUUGAAAUUUGUUUGGCCCUUUACUUUUGCCCUGGACCAAAACGGCACCCUUUGGAUGACGGUCUUUGAUAAAAAUAGAAAGCCAAAAUACAGGCUUUUGAAGGCUGCGCUCGGCGCGAAAUCGUAUACCUUCAAGGAUUCACCAGAAUGCUCCAGUUCGUGUCUCGAGAUUGGAACCGCCUAAGGUCGGGAGUGUCCUUUGCAAGGUUGGAUGGAAGGGCGAAAACAGCGAUACACCCUGGCUGCGUCCACGGCACCUGCGAGCAACCCUGAGAGUGCACCUGCCUUCCCAAAUUCCAUGCAAAGUGAUUUAGGCUGGGGAAGAGAUUUUAGUUGGAUAUUAAAUGUUUCCUGGG